Polyodon spathula (Mississippi paddlefish) is the source of this 3116-nucleotide messenger RNA. RefSeq names its product probable ribonuclease ZC3H12C. Gene Ontology annotation, cellular component: cytoplasmic ribonucleoprotein granule; nucleus. Gene Ontology annotation, molecular function: mRNA binding; RNA endonuclease activity; metal ion binding. Lineage: Eukaryota; Metazoa; Chordata; Actinopteri; Acipenseriformes; Polyodontidae. The record is from RefSeq and is a predicted model, not a curated record.
UUGUAGCACAGAUAGUAUUUAGGUGUUGCUGUUGCUGUUGGAACCACUACAAAGGAGCCAAUGUCGGUGUGCUUUCCAGUUAAUGAUUAUAGGACACUUUACUUCCAAGAGUACCGAAAUAUUAAAAGUGCGGACCCAGGCAUAUGCGACAACUUCAUGGGCUUGAAAGAUCAUCUGGACGGUGGAAUAGAUGCCAUCCAUGACCUGGAUUACCUACAUGUGGAGAGCACAGACCAACAGCUCGGUGCAACCUCACUGUGGUCUAGGAUAGAGAAGCCCAUAAUGGACAAAGUAAACUCCAGGAAGGAAGAUGGCUCGGCAAGCUCCGUGGAGGACACCACCUGCAACAGCUCCUUUGGGGAUUCAGAGGAGAGUGCUAGUUCUGACAGUGAGUCCGAGUACCUCAACAGCAGCACAGCAACGGACUCUAGUCCCUUGACAAAAACCCACCGGCAACUGUGCCGGUCACCAUGCAUGGAGCCAUCUGUGGUUAUUAGGACUGAGAUCGCACAGGAUCUAAAGCCAGAGGAAAGCCACGAGACACCCAAAGAGGACAAGAAACCACUGGACGUAGUCAGGGAGUACCAGACCAAAAUGGAAUUUGCCCUCAAGCUAGGGUAUUCUGAGGAGCAUGUCCAGCUCGUUCUGAGCAAGAUGGGCCCAGAGGCGUUGAUCAAUGACAUCCUGGGGGAGCUGGUGAAAAUGGGGAGCAUGUCUGAGGCUGACCAGGCCUUGUCGGGUGGUAGUGGUGGGGGCUGUGGUUCCUCAUCCUCCUCCACUUCGGCUUGUAUCUCAUCCUCUUCCUCCACAGAGUCACACCACCCCGACUCGCCUUCUCAAGAAGAGUUGUCUGACGACACAGACAACCUGAGGCCCAUAGUCCUCGAUGGCAGUAAUGUGGCCAUGAGCCAUGGCAACAAGGAAGUGUUUUCCUGUCACGGAAUUAAACUGGCAGUGGACUGGUUUUUGGAUCGUGGCCAUAAAGACAUCACAGUGUUUGUGCCCGCCUGGAGAAAAGAACAAUCUAGACCAGAUGCCCUUAUAACAGACCAAGAAAUCUUGCGGAAACUGGAAAGGGAGAAGAUACUGGUGUUCACCCCUUCACGACGUGUGCAGGGGCGGAGGGUGGUCUGUUAUGAUGACCGGUUCAUAGUCAAGCUCGCCUAUGAGUCGAACGGCAUCAUUGUAUCCAAUGACAACUACAGGGAUCUGGCCAACGAGAAGCCUGAAUGGAAGAAGUUUAUUGAUGAACGAUUGCUGAUGUAUUCCUUUGUUACUGACAAGUUCAUGCCACCUGAUGAUCCACUGGGUCGCCACGGCCCAAGCUUGGAUAACUUCUUGAGAAAAAGACCCAUUGUACCAGAACACAAAAAACAACCUUGCCCAUAUGGAAAAAAGUGCACUUACGGGCAUAAGUGUAAAUUUUAUCACCCAGAGAGAGGUACUCAGCCCCAGCGCUCUGUAGCGGAUGAGCUUCGUGCCAUAGCUAAAAACACAGCGGCCAAUGGAAUAAACGAAGGUGGGCUGGUCAAGAGUCACAGCAUGCCGUCAAGCUCCAAAUCCGACAUCAAGCGCACAGCACCAAAGAGACAGUCAGACCCCAGUAUCAGGACUCCAGCGUACCACGAGCUAGAAGAGAAGCUGAGCGCCAAAAUCAAAGCGGAGACACGCUCUGUUCCCUCGCCGGUUAUCAAAAGCAGUUCCCCUCAUCCUCAUUCUCAGAAACAUCAGCCCUCUGCCCCAACAAACAAUGGCCUUCAUCCCUCUCAAAGAGCAUCUAUGAUUGUGAACAAAAACCACGGGAUGCCCGUGGCUUACAACGAGCAGUACCCCAAAUGUGACUCCCCGGUUGACAUGAACUACUACUCCAUGGUUAAUGCAUACUCCAACCUGAGCAUCUCGGGGCCCAGGAGCCCAGAUAGGCAUUUUUCUGUCGACACAGAUUACCGGAUCAGCUCUGUCGCCUCAGACUGCAGCAGCGAAGGCAGCAUGAGCUGUAACAGCAGUGACUCUUACAUUGGAUACAACGAACGCUCUUACAUGAGCUCCCCAGACCCGCUGCUAGAGGAGAACCUCAAAUGUCAUCACCACCACCACCCACCUCCUCCUCCUCCUCCUCCUCAGAAUCGCCUUCAUUCACAGCCUUUUGGCCACAAUUAUUAUGAUGCCUUAGCCCGAGUUCAAAGUUUUGAGCAUGAGGAGCCGAAAUCUCAUCUUAAGCCAUCCAUUCCCUCCCUCCCCCCUCACCUACAACACCCAGUGGUGGGGGCCCGCUCUAGUUGCCCAACCGACUACCCUGGACCACAGAAUCACCAGCACUCCCAGACCAGAGCCUUGGUUUCGACUCGGAUUGACAGCCACUCUGACUCGCGACUUUACCACAACUCCCCACUGCGGCAAAGGAAGCCCCAUCCUGGCCAGGAGCACUUUGGGAGUUGGGACAGCCUGAGUUAUGGGAUGGAUGCUUAUGGCUACCACCAAGGCUACUCUUUACCCAGUAAACCCACGCAGCCUUGUUACGAGCAGUUCACAUUCCAAAGCUUGCCUGAGAACCGGGAUCAGUCCUGGAGGAUGCCCUGGGGACGCAGCAUGCCUCAGCAGGAGCCCCCAAAGCCUUCAAGAUAUCAGGAUAUCCGGGAGAAGGUCUUUCUAAACCUUUGCAAUAUCUUCCCACCCGACGUGGUGCAGAUGGUAAUGAAUAGGAGUCCUCACAUGAUGGAUGCUCAGCAGCUGGCUGCUGCAAUUCUAGCAGAAAAGACCCAACAAAGUUACUGAACGGGGACACAUCCGGUACAAAGUGAUCCUCGUUUUAUCUCUUCAGCACUAAUGCUAAGGGAGGUUUGCUACAAUAGCAUUUUGUAUUAUUAUUUUAAACUCUGCAAUGUGGUUAUGUUACAAGCAGCAAAAUACUUUGAAACCUGUAUAAAUAGUUAUAAUAGUUGGGAUAUUUUGGGAUUUCUUCUACCAGAAAUACCACACAUUUCUGUUGAAUAUAAAAUGCAGCAGUUUGGAUUUUUUAAAUGAAAAUUUAAAUGUACAGAAAAAAAAAAAUUUCUCACAGCAAUGGACUCCUUCCUUAAUUAGCCAUAAUAUACAGGCUUCACUUUAUAAAAAAA